Messenger RNA from Haemorhous mexicanus (house finch), 1301 nucleotides. RefSeq names its product protein tyrosine phosphatase 4A2 (gene PTP4A2). The transcript is spliced from 6 exons. The record is from RefSeq and is a predicted model, not a curated record. Gene Ontology annotation, cellular component: nucleus. Gene Ontology annotation, molecular function: protein tyrosine phosphatase activity. Bases 779 to 1282 code for a protein of 167 amino acids. Gene Ontology annotation, biological process: positive regulation of cell migration; protein dephosphorylation. NCBI's taxonomy places the organism in Eukaryota, Metazoa, Chordata, Aves, Passeriformes, Fringillidae.
GCCGUGUGGCGGCGCGCGGGCUCUCGGUGUCUCCGGCCGGACCGGGCCCAGCGCAGCCCCAGCCCCGUCACGGGCCCCGCCGCCCGCCCGCGACCCUGCCCGACCCCGCCCGGCCCCCGGCCCGCUCAAUGCCCACGGUGUUCUGUUGGAGGAUCCUUGGCACAUUUAUGGCGAUUCUGAGCGUCAGGGCAGACUUCUGCCAGGCCCAGCACAGCACCCUGGCUGCCAAGUGAGCUCAGGGCUCUCCCCACGCCUGCCUGCUGCCACCAUUCCCCUUUCUCCUGCCCUCCAAGACUCCGGGAAGGCAGCGGGACCCGGCUCAGAUUUAUGGGAUUUCUCCUGGCCCUUGGCAGCAGAUUCCUGGCUCUGACUCUGGCCCAGCUCAGCACCAGGAAAAAACCAAGUGGAGACAAAGCCCUGCCCUCACCUCACCAGUGCCUCGAUGUAGGACAGGCUGCCCUGCCUGUGCUCUGGGAAUUUGGGGAGUCUGAAGGAUACCACCCCGCCAGCAACUGAGGAUUUGGAAGCAAACCUGCUUUUCUAGGAGCAGAAAUCCCCAGGAACAAAGGAACAAACCCAUCAAAGCAAGCUCUGAUCAAUCCCAGGCAUAUUAGUGCUCUUUUUCAUGUUUUCUGCUGUGAAACGUUUCCAAGGUCAUUGAUUUUUUUUUGUUUGUUUUGUUUUAUUUUCCUCCCUUUAUUUUGAUUUUUUUUUUAUUUUAUUUUUUUGGGUUUUUUUAAAUUUUUUUUUUGGCCCCUCACACAAUUUCUUUGCCAUUAUGAACCGUCCAGCCCCCGUGGAAAUUACUUAUGAGAAUCUACGUUUCCUGAUCACUCACAACCCAACCAAUGCAACCCUCAGCAAGUUCAUCGAGGAGCUGAAGAAGUACGGGGUGACGACCUUGGUGCGAGUUUGUGAUGCCACUUAUGAUCAAGCUCCAAUCGAGAAAGAAGGAAUCCAAGUUCUGGACUGGCCCUUCGAUGAUGGAGCACCACCCCCCAGUCAGAUCGUGGAGGACUGGCUGAACCUGCUGAAAACCAAAUUUCGGGAGGAGCCCGGCUGCUGCGUGGCUGUUCACUGCGUGGCAGGGCUGGGAAGGGCUCCCGUUCUGGUGGCGCUCGCUCUCAUUGAAUGUGGAAUGAAGUAUGAGGAUGCAGUUCAGUUUAUAAGGCAGAAAAGGAGGGGAGCUUUCAAUUCCAAGCAGCUGCUUUACCUGGAGAAAUACCGGCCCAAGAUGAGAUUACGCUUCAAAGAUGCCAACGGUCACUGCUGUGUUCAAUAAAUAAACACAAAAACCAAAA